AUGUACCGACAAAUUUUGGUCCACAAUGAUGACCAAGAUUUCCAGCGAAUCCUCUGGAGGAAAGAACCAGAGCUACCGAUUGAAGAAUAUCAACUGACUACGGUAACGUAUGGUCUUGCAAGCGCUCCGUAUCUCGCGAUCCGUGUUCUUCAUCAACUCGUUCACGACGAAGGUAAGCAGUAUCCCUUUGCGAGCCACGUCAUUCUCGAGAACACGUACGUCGACGACAUCCUCUCAGGAGCAGAGGACGUUGAUCAAGGUCGCGAGAAAAUCAACGAACUCAAUCAAUUGCUCAAGGCGGGCGGCUUUGAACUCCAAAAGUGGACUUCAAGCCACCCAGAAACUCUCGUUGACAUUUCUCGAAACCAUCAAGAGAUCGCGAUGCAUCUGAAUCUCGAUCAAAGUCCAUUCCUUCGGGCUCUCGGUCUUGCGUGGAGACCAGACAUCGACGCGUUCGCGUUCUCUCCGCAAAUUCAUCAAACUCGGGACAAUUUCACGAAACGAAAAGUUCUCUCACAAACCGCGCAGCUCUUUGAUCCUCUCGGAUGGCUCUCGCCGAUCACGAUCAGAGCCAAAAUCUUUAUGCAGGAAUUGUGGGCACUCGGUUUCGACUGGGACGAGCCGCUCUCAGCUUCAUUGUCCUCGCGAUGGAUCGACUUUCUACAAGAUCUUCAAGGCAUCUCAGCUAUCACCAUCCCACGAAGGAUCGGGUCAAGUUCAGCAUCUCUCGGGAUAGAGAUCCACGGUUUCGCGGACGCCUCUCGAAGUGCAUUAGGCGCAGUAAUCUACGCGCGAACGUAUAUCAACACUCACGAAGUGCGCGUUUCACUAGUGUCCGCGAAAACUAAAGUAGCGCCGCUAAAAAAGCCUUCUGUCAAUUGUCCAUCCUUAUCUCCGCGACCGGAAGAAAACAUUCAUCUCGAGGAAAGAAAAGGGCUGUCGACGCACAUCGCAACAGCUAAGCCGCUACAAAUCUGGGAUCUCGUCGUUUGCUACUUAAAACUAUCGACUCUCCUCAAAGUCACAUCAUUGUCUAAACGCGCAGCAAAUCGGUUCCUCGCGAAGACGACAUCGAAUCGUGUAAACACGUCUAUCACUGUCGGACCGAUCUCUACUCUGGAAUUGAGCGACGCCCAACUGUUCUGGACCAAGGUGACCCAGCAGGCGUACUUUGCAGAAGAAAUUCGCCAAAUCGAGACAAGCUCAAGUCUCACUCGAAGUCAUCCACUAUCGCGACUCACGCCGUUCAUCGAUUCGAACGGAUUCCUCAGAGUCGGUGGUCGACUGAAUCACUCAUUGCUUUCGUAUGACGAAAAGCACCCGUUCAUCUUGCCUCGCGAAUCAUCGUUCUCCACAUUGAUCAUCGAUCAUCAUCAUCGGUUGACGCUCCACGGAGGUCCACAACUCACUCUCGCUACAAUCUGA
Messenger RNA from Neodiprion virginianus, 1425 nucleotides. RefSeq lists its product as uncharacterized. NCBI's taxonomy places the organism in Eukaryota, Metazoa, Arthropoda, Insecta, Hymenoptera, Diprionidae. The coding region runs from base 1 to 1425 and encodes 474 amino acids. The record is from RefSeq and is a predicted model, not a curated record. The transcript is spliced from 2 exons.